UGAUCUCAGACAGCGUGACGACUCUAUGAAUUGCAAAGAAUCAAGCUCCACUACACGGAUGCACGGACAGGUUCUAAAAAAUUUCGAACAGUCAGUGCCCACAUCUCUAAGAAUAAUGUGGAAGUGGUGGCAGUUCUGUUGUAUCCUGCUGUCCUUAUGGGCGAUGACAUCGUGCCAGAGGAGCAUUCUCGAUACGCCUAUCCUCGUGCAAUUUGUACGCAUAUUUCGGAACUGGGGUUUGGGUGCUUUUGGUCGGACAGGAACGGAUGAAAACUAUCUACAAUUGGCGAGAGAUGCGGGCAAAGUGCAAAAAGUCAUUCCCGAUCAUGUCCCGUUUCCGUGCAACGUGACAGUGGGGCGAUCAUCGGAGGUACCAGAUUCGGUGCAUAAAUUAAGACCAGGCGAUAUUGAUGUAAUUGGCGCCAUAGGUGACUCAGUCACGGCUGGAGCUGGAGUUUUCGCAACCAGUGUAUUUCACAUUUUAGUAGAUAACAGAGGAGUUUCCGCAACCGGUGGAGGCCAAGGAACAUGGAGGCAGUAUCUGACAGUACCCAAUAUCCUCAAAGAAUACAACCCCAAUUUAAUAGGAUACGCGCUGGGAGAUUCAACAGUACCAAACGAAGCUUCGCAGCUGAAUGUCGCUGAGACCGGUGCCUUUUCCGAGGAUAUGCCGUACAUGGCUGAGGUACUAGUUACAAGGAUUAAAAGACAUCCAAAAAUAGAUCUACAAAAACAUUGGAAGUUCAUCACAAUAAUGAUCGGAGGCAACGAUUUUUGUACCGAUAUCUGCUGGGUUUCAUCACCUUGGACGAUCCUCGAGAAACACAAAGAGCAUAUGCUCCAAGUUUUGCGGACACUCAGGGACAAUCUACCACGGACAUUCGUGGCCUUGAUUGCGCCACCGCAUUUAGGUGUUUUAGCCGACAGUUAUAAAGAGCGAUUACCCUUGAUAUGCUAUUUCACACAAAAUAUUGAAUGUGGUUGCAUGGUCGGUCUUGCUUAUAAGAGAUUCAGGCCAAUGUAUGAUGAUAUUAUAAGACGGUGGCAAGAGAUAGAUAUGGAAAUUGCUACUUAUCCGGAGUUUCAGAGAGACGAUUUCGUAGUUGUAGCCCAACCCUUCCUAAUGGAUUUAACUGUUCCGCUUACGUCAAAUGGAUACUUCGAUACAACGUAUGCAAGUGCCGAUUGUUUUCACAGUAGUCAAAAGACGAACGCUUGGUAUGCAAGCUCUCUAUGGGAAAGUCUGUUCCAGCCAGUAGGUGCUAAAAUGACGCACCCGUCCGAACAUCCACCGUCCGAAACAUUUUUUUGCCCGACAAUGGAGAAGCCUUAUUUGGCUACAAUGUUGAAUUCAAGAAAACAGAACGACUAACAAAACUGACUGUUAAUUACGUGAAAGACAUUGAUACAUGACGAAAAAGAGAGAAAGAGAGAGAAAGAGAGAGAGAGAGAAGGAUCUAUCGAGUUAUUGAGCCGUUGAAGUAGUUGUUCUACAAUACUUGAUUUUCAAUAUUGUUGUACCACUAUUAUAAUAUCUCUUUACAUUUG
Molecule: messenger RNA, 1548 nt
Organism: Ooceraea biroi (clonal raider ant)
Lineage: Eukaryota; Metazoa; Arthropoda; Insecta; Hymenoptera; Formicidae
Product: phospholipase B1, membrane-associated
Biological process (GO): phospholipid metabolic process
Molecular function (GO): glycerophospholipase activity
Source: RefSeq, a predicted model, not a curated record